Messenger RNA from Onychostruthus taczanowskii (white-rumped snowfinch), 3231 nucleotides. RefSeq names its product acidic leucine-rich nuclear phosphoprotein 32 family member B. Lineage: Eukaryota; Metazoa; Chordata; Aves; Passeriformes; Passeridae. Gene Ontology annotation, biological process: regulation of apoptotic process. The transcript has 7 exons. Gene Ontology annotation, cellular component: nucleus. Gene Ontology annotation, molecular function: histone binding. The record is from RefSeq and is a predicted model, not a curated record. Bases 647 to 1567 code for a protein of 306 amino acids.
GGGGAUCGGGCGGCGAGCGGGGCUUUGGGUGGAGAUUAAAGCGGCUCCGUGCACGGCCAGGGGAUUUGCAGGAGCAGAGCGGCUGGGCAGGAGGAGCUGCGAGCGCCCGGUGCCCGUGAGUGACGCCAGGAGCUGCACAGCCAGCGGGGUCAGGGCUGGCUGUCCCUGCGUGUCCUGGGCCGUCUGAAAGGGCCCGGCCUGGGGUAAAACUGGGCUUGGCACGGGUCACCCAGAGCAGCUGUGGCUGCCCCCGGAUCCCUGGCAGUGCCCAAGGCCAGGCUGGACAGGGCUGGGAACACCCUGGGAGGUGUCCCUGUCCAUGACGGGGUGGCACUGGAUGGGCUUUGAGGUCCCUCCCAACCCAAACCAUUCCAGCAUUCCAUGAUAACCUGGUGGAGUUCAGGCUCACCUCUGUGCCCGCACAUCACAGCAGCAGCCACCCAGGUGUGGCCUUUGUCACCUUUACAUCCACCGUGGUGACAGUCCCAGUUGGGUUGGAGCACCUCAGUUUUGUGUCGUGUUGGGAGCAAAACAAACUCUGCUGCAAAAGGUCUGAGAGCCUCAACUCAAACCCCCAAGCAGCAAUGCCACAUGAGGAGUUUGAGGUGAUAAUUCAUGCUGAGCUUGUGCUGUGCAGGUGGCAGAGAUGGCCCAGCAGCCCCCAGCCUCUCCCUCUGGGAAGGCAGAGUGGUUUAAAAUGACUCCCUGGGAGUUGGCUGAUGUGAGCAGGAGAGGUAAAAUGGGAGCGCUGCGAAGGAGGAAUUUGGAGAGCGCCACGAGCCUUCUGGCCAAGGCUCAUUUUUGCAUCUUGCUGUCAAGAAUGUGUGGGGUGAAGGAGCUGGUCCUGGACAACUGUCGCUCAGAGGAUGGCAAGGUGGUCGGCCUCUCCUCAGACUUUGAGAACCUGGAGUUCCUCAGCAUGAUCAACAUCAACCUGCUGUCUGUGUCCAACCUCCCCAAACUCAACAAGCUCCGGAAGCUGGAGCUGAGUGAUAAUAGGAUUUCUGGUGGCCUUGAAGUUCUAGCAGAGAAAACUCCCAACCUGACACACUUGAACCUAAGUGGCAACAAGAUCAAAGACAUCAAUACCCUGGAGCCCUUGAAAAAGUUGCCAAACCUCCACAGUCUGGACCUGUUCAACUGCGAGGUGACGAUGCUCAUCAACUACCGGGAGAGCGUGUUCGCCCUCCUGCCCCAGCUCACCUACCUGGAUGGCUUUGAUGCUGACGAGCAGGAAGCCCCUGACUCAGACCCUGAAGCAGAUGGAGAUGCACUGGAAGAUGAUUAUGAGAAUGGGGAAGAAGGUGAGGAAGAGGAAGAUGAUGAGGAGGAAGAUGAUUUGGAUGAAGAAGUCAUUGAUGACGAGGAAGAUGAAGACGAUGAUCUGGAAGGUGAAGAGGAGGAGGAUGGAGUAGAUGAUGAGGAGGAAGAUGAGGAGGAGGAUGGUGAGGAGGAUGAAGAAGAUGAAGCUGAGGAGGACCACCCGUGUGGGGAGAAGAGAAAACGAAGUCUAGAGGAUGAAGGAGAGGAAGAUGCAGAGGACGAAGAGGAUGAUGAGGAUGACUGAUCCCAGCGAGCCAAUCAGUUUUACAGACUCUGACUGUGCUUGUCUUAACCUCCCCGUUGUGUCUGUGUGAGACUGUAAAUCCCUGUCUCCCACUCCUCCUCCUCCCCCUUUGUAUGGCUGCAGCGUCCACAAUAUAUUUUUUUAAGAUUUAGAAUACUGUAGGCAUUCAGGGGAAUCUUCCAUACAAGGCUCACUUUUUUUCUCACAAGUAUCUCAUGACCAAAGGCUUUUCUCCGUUCGGUGGUUUGUGCAGCAGCUUAAAAAAAAAAAAAAAAAAAAAAAAAAAAAAAAAAAGCAAAAAAAUUAACAAAAAAAAAGAGGGGAAAAAAAAUCUCCUCCUUAGGGUAUCUGUGUGUCCGAAGUCAGCUGUGCCACACUGGACCCAGAGCUCCAGCUGUCACCCUGCCAGCACAGAAGGCCUUUGCCACCCUCGUGCCCUCAGCCCAGGGCUCUGGAGAUGCUUUUUGAGCCACCUCGGGUGCAAAAUCUGGUUCGUCUGCGUGGACUCACAACGAUCCUGAGGGUGUCUCAGAUCUGAAAUCAUGGUGAUGUGAUCUCUGGACGUGCUUGAAGAUGCUUUAGUGCUGGGGAUGGGGGGUGCCUGGGGUUUUGGGGGGAGGGAGGGGCUGCUUGCAUGACCUGGUACCUCUGCCGAUGCACCUUGCAGUAACCCUGCACUUGCUUUCCUAUUUUAUUUUAUAAACUGGAACAUUUUUCCCAGUGGCCACUUAAGAACCAUCCCUUGGGCUAUCCCAGGUGAGGGGGGUUUUUGAGGCUGUGUCUGUGCUGCGGGGAGCCCUGCAGCAGCUUUGGGAAGGGAUAGGGAAUGCAGGUGAGGGGAUACUGCUCCUCCACCCCUCAUUUCACACUGUACAGCCCUGUGCAGCCACCAUCACUGUGAUGCUCCUGCAGACCGUGUUAGCCUGGAAAUUCUCAGGGUCCUUCUGCCAGCCAGUGCCACCUCUGCACGGGCCCCUGGUGCCAGCCUGGCCUGGCCAUCCUCCUCUUCCUCCUCCCGGGAACAGAGCUCCAGCUCCCCCCUUGUGUCCCCGCUGUGGGGGUGGCACCCCGAGCUGGCUGCAGGGAGGACUGGGGGAAGCCAGCCAGGUGCAUGCAGCAUUCCCAACCCCAUUCCCACCUUCCCUGCCAUCCCGGAGGUGUCCAGCCAGCGCAUCCCUUGGGAGAAGGGCCCGGGGAGGGAGGUGGGGGCAGCCCGGGGGUGCAGACAAGCACUGGCACUUUGUGGCAUUCCCGCUGGGGCUCCGUGUGCCCCCGGGGCCGAGCUCCAGCCCUGCCCUCCCCUCCCGGGGGGCGUGGGUGUGUUCAGCAGCACAUCCCCCUUCCCGUCUUGCUUUGCUGGUGUCUCUUGCAUUGUACAGUCGCUGUGACCAUUCGGAGAAGAAGUAAUCCUGUAAAAUGCAAACUGAGUAACUUAUAAAUGUUUAAGGAAUUUUAAAAAAAAGAAAAAAAAAAGUCAGAGCAGCAGUUACUUCUAAUUUUUUUUCCCUGCAUUUUUAGCAGAUUGUAUGGAUUUUAUAUUAGCCUAGUAACUGUCAGGUUUUGAUUGGUCGGACUAGUCCCAGAAAUAAGGAUCUCCAGCCCUUUUGUAUCUUUUGUUACAAAAUUUGGAUAAAACUUUUAAUAAAGACUUCAGUUUUUAAAAA